Ooceraea biroi (clonal raider ant) is the source of this 700-nucleotide messenger RNA. Its product is annotated as U6 snRNA-associated Sm-like protein LSm2. Gene Ontology annotation, cellular component: U4/U6 x U5 tri-snRNP complex; catalytic step 2 spliceosome; U6 snRNP. NCBI's taxonomy places the organism in Eukaryota, Metazoa, Arthropoda, Insecta, Hymenoptera, Formicidae. The record is from RefSeq and is a predicted model, not a curated record. Gene Ontology annotation, biological process: mRNA splicing, via spliceosome. Gene Ontology annotation, molecular function: RNA binding.
UCAAACUUGUGGUUUCCACUCUACGUGUUAUGUAUUACAUGUUCGUAGCGAUCAUGUCAGUUUCGAUGCGUGCCGACGUGAUAGGUUAUAUUUUUGCCGCUGAGAUUUAUCUUCGAGCAUUGUAAAUAAUCAUAAAUUAGUGUAUAAAGCGUAGAUAUACGGGUGCAGCGUGAUAUCAGUAAGUUGCUGUUAUGUUGUUCUAUUCCUUCUUUAAGUCCUUGGUUGGCAAGGACGUGGUCGUCGAGUUGAAGAAUGAUCUUAGCAUUUGCGGCAUAUUACACUCCGUCGACCAGUACCUGAACAUAAAACUAACUGAUAUCACUGUAAUGGAACAGGAGAAAUAUCCUCACAUGUUAUCAGUAAAGAACUGCUUUAUUCGUGGGUCCGUGGUACGAUACGUGCAGCUUCCAGUGGACGAAGUAGAUACACAGCUCUUGGCGGAUGCAGCACGUAGAGAAGCAAUGAACGCUCAAGCGAGAUAGCUUGUAACUAUGUUAAAAGCAUUGCUUAUAACGAUAUAUUUAAUGCAUCCAUUUUAUUCCUUACGUAUCCUAUAUUUAAUAUAAAACUAAAACCAAAAUGUGUAUAAAAUAACUUCUCCAUGAUUCAUGACAAUUGUUGGCAAUAACAUCAUUUAUUAUUAUAAAUCUUUAUUGAACAUAAAAACUUUGUAAUAUUCUACACAUAAAAACUUUGUAAC